Molecule: messenger RNA, 3102 nt
Organism: Nothoprocta perdicaria
Lineage: Eukaryota; Metazoa; Chordata; Aves; Tinamiformes; Tinamidae
Gene: RASAL3
Product: RAS protein activator like 3
Exons: 18
Coding region: 1-3102 (1033 amino acids)
Biological process (GO): regulation of GTPase activity
Source: RefSeq, a predicted model, not a curated record
AUGGAGCUGGAAAAGCCCCUGGUGGGACCCGACACGCUGCUCAAGACCUACAAGUGGCGGGAGGCCGAGCGGGCCUCAGCGUCGCCGGGGAGCCGCCGGUGGGCCCGGCUCCAGGGAUGGAAACGGUCCUACAGCCAACCGGAAUCCGAUGGCGCCGAGGAUGCCGUCGGAAAAGGCGGCUCCGGGACCACCGGAGCGGCCAAAGCCAGCGCCAGGAGGUCCCUCUUCCAAAGGGCUUUCUCAGCGCCCUCCAAGGUGGCCAAGGAGCCGCGGGGUGGUGAGGGUGGCAAGACCACGUUGCAGAAGUACCUGCGCUCCAUGUCCAAGAAGAAAGGUCCUGURGAGAGCGGGGCCAGGGCUGAGCGGGUGGCCCAUGAUGCACUGGGUACGGGGACCCCUGUGGUGCCACCCAUCCUGGCCCCCGUGCCUGAUGCCCCAGUGUGGGACGUCUCCAACUUCUCGCUGGUGGACGGCCACCUGGUGCUCGUGGGCAGGGAGGAGGAGGCCAUGCAGCGUGCGGUGUGUCCCAUGGUGUGCGCCGUGCCAUGUCCCUUGCUCUCCACCAUGUCCUCCACCGUGCCAUGUCCCUUGCUCUCCACCAUGUCCACCACCACCCCAUGUCCCGUGCUCUCCACCACGCUCUCCACCAUGCCAUGUCCCAUAUUCUCCAUCAUGCCAUGUCCCAUGUUCUCCACCACGCCAUGUCCCACGCUAUAUCUUCCCACGGACGAGCGCAGCGGCCGGACCACAUCCAAGGGCGCCGAGAGCGAAGCCACCCAGCUGGGCACCGUCAAGGGGCUGCUCUGGAAGCGCCUGCGGGAACGAAAAGUCCGCGGAGGAGCCCGAGCGGAGCCGCCCGGUGCCGAUGGCGAGAGGGCGCCCAGCCGGUCGGGCUCCCGCGAGUCGCUGCUGCCCCCGCCGAGCGUCACCGAGCUGGACCUGAGCGGGGACAACGUCAUCGUGCGCCCCGUGCACGGCAGCCUCGUGGGCGAGAGGUUCUGCUUCCAGGUCAUCACGGGCGAGGGCAGCCGCUCCUUCGGCUGCGCCUCCCUGGCCGAGCGGGACCGCUGGAUCGAGAACCUGCGCCGCACCGUGCAGCCCAACAAGGACAACCGCGAGCGCGUGGAGCUGGCGCUGACCCUCUGGGUGUACGAGGCGCGGGACGUGCCGCCGCGGCGCCGCCUCCGCUGCCAGCUCCACCUGGACGGCGCGCUCUACGCCCGCACCACGGCCAAGGCGGCCGGCGCCGGCGGCGAGCUCUUCUGGGGCGAGCUCUUCCAGCUGGCCGCCCUGCCCCGCGCCCGCACCCUCACGCUCGCCCUGUGCCGCGACGAGCCCGGGCGGCCCCGCGAGCCCGUGGCCUCCGUCGCCGUCCCCUUGAGCGAGCUGGUGGCCUCGGCGCGGCAGCCCUUGGAGCGCUGGUACCCGCUGAGCGGGUGGGACCGCGAGCGGGCGCCCGCCGUGCGGGUGCGCGGGCGCUACCAGGAGGUGCGGGUGCUGCCCAUCGUGCGCUACAAGGAGCUCGCCGAGUUCAUCACGUUCCACUACCGGGAGCUGUGCGCCCGCCUGGAGCCCCUCAUCGCCGCGCGGCACAAGGAGGAGCUGGCCGGGGCGCUGGUGCGCGUGCUGCAGAGCACCGGCAAGGCCAAGGCCUUCCUCAUUGACCUGGGCGUGGCUGAGCUGGACCGCUUCGAUGACCGCGAGGCGCUCAUCUUCCGCGAGAACACCCUGGCCACCAAGGCCAUCGACGAGUACAUGAAACUGGUGGGGGGCAAGUACCUCCAGGACACACUAGGUGAGGCCGUGGCCCAGCUCUGCAGCUCGGACGACUCCUGCGAGGUCGACCCCAGCAAAUGCGCCAGCCUCGACCUCUCRGACAACCGCAACAACCUGCGGCAGGUCUGCGAGGAGACCCUGCAGCGCAUCGCCGYGUCCUGCGAUGCCUUCCCGGCGGAGCUGGGCGAGAUCUUCGCGGCGUGGCAGGAGGAGUGCGCGGCGCGGGGCAAGGAGGACAUCGGGCAGCGCCUGGUGUCGGCCUCGCUCUUCCUGCGCUUCCUGUGCCCCGCCGUCAUGUCGCCCAGCCUCUUCGGCCUCGUGCAGGAGUACCCCAGCGAGGCCACCGCGCGCACCCUCACGCUGGUGGCCAAGGUCAUCCAGAACCUGGCCAACUUCACCACGUUUGGCGAGAAGGAGGCCUACAUGGGCUUCAUGAACGGCUUCCUGGAGGACAACUGGAGCGUCAUGAGAACCUUCCUGCGGAGCGUGGCCAACCCCGAGAGCAGCGCCAGCAUGGCYACCUAUGAUGGCUACGUGGACCUGGCCCUGGAGCUCGCCACUCUCCACCUCCUGCUCUGCGACAUCUUCUCCGGCCUUGACCAGGCCACGCAGGAGGAGCUGGAGCCGCUGCCCACCAUCCUCACCGCCAUCCGGGACGGGACCCCUGUCCCCGUCUCUGUCCGCCUCAGCUCCACCGUGGAGCAAAGCUCCGCAGAGCGCUCCAAGCCGGGCUUCGUGCCACCGCGCGAGCUGAGCAAGCACAGCCCGCUCAUCAAGGGUCGCUCCAAGCUGCGGCUCUCGGCCUCGCUGCCCCGCAAGCCGGCGGUGCCGUGGCAGCGCUACGCCGAGGAGGCGGCGGCGGCCGCGCGGCCCGGCGAGCUCUACGCCGGGCGGCCGCUUGAGGAGCACGGGCGGCUCCUCGAGGCGCUGCGGGAGGAGGUGGCCGAGAGCCGGCAGCGGCAGCUGGCGGCGGAGGCCCGGGCGGAGGCGGCGGAGGCCGAACGCCGCGGGCUGCGCGAGGAGCAGGAGCGGCAGCGGCAGCAGCUGGAGCGGCUGCAGGGGCAGCUGGAGGAGGCCACCGCGCGCCUCGCCAACCUGGGCGCCAGGCUGACCUCUGCCGAGGGCGCCCGCAAGAAGGACCUGGAGAGGCUGAAGGCCAGCGAGGAGAAGGGCCGAGCGCUGGAGACGCGUCUGUUGGCGCUGGAGCGGGAGCACCAGGAGCUACGCGGCACCAUCGCCCACCUCCUGGGCCACCCGUUCAGGACGGGGCRCCGGGCGCCGAGCCGGGAUCGGAGCGGCGACGACGGCCAGGCCACCAGCGUGUGA